AUGGCAACAAUCGGAUGGUACGGACCUCUAAUCGAUCUCUCACAAGCCUCUUCUCACAGUGGUUAUUUCGUUCAACUUCUUGUGCUUGUUCAUAACACCCUUCCUGUACAGUAUAAAACUUCGGGAGGCGGAAAAGUAAUCAGGACAGACAUUCAAGUCGGGGACGAUACACGUCGGUAUUUCCCUGUUUCCAUAUGGCAAAAGCACAUGGAAUCCAUGUUAAAGCCCGGAAAUAUUAUUCUGCUACAGAAUGUCAAAGUGACCCAAUAUGGAGAUGUUGUUGAGGCCAGAACAGUUCAACAGUCAUCCAUACAAUGCUUGGUGGAUGGUUAUGAGGAAAUUCAUUCUAAAGGUGAAAACAACUUGAUAAAGGUUAAUCAUAUUGGAAUUGCAACAAAGGAAAAGCUUAAGAAAGUUGUUGCAUGGGUGGUGAGAGUAGAACCUAUUCCCAAUAAGCAUCUGUUGCACAACUACAAGAAUCUAACAAACUGGAAACUCCAUGAAGAGACACAACAUAAAGAUUGUUUAUCUCUAUCAGAUGUAUCCAAACUAAACGAUUCAUGCAAUGCAUCCUUUUUUGCAUCCAUUGGUGAAAUGUUUCUGCCUAUUACGGGUGAGUUUGAGGAGGAAAGAAUGUUUAUCAGAAGUAGAAUAUUCUCAUUGGGUUACAAAAACCUAACUGAAGAUCUCAUUUGUACUGGAUUACUAAAAUUCAUUCCAUAUUUUGUAAAGGCAGAUCAAGAAUUGAACAAGAAACUGUUCCACUCUAUUGCCAGAAAAAGCUCUAAUCGUCUCCAUGUUGUAAGCUUGAUUUACAGACCUUUUUUGUUAUAUGUGUGGGAUGAGUCAGCAUAUAUUCCUGUUGUGGUUAAAAACAAGGCUGCUGAAAUCUUGGUUGGAAACAUCAAAGCAGAGAGUGUUCACUCCACCUACCAAAAGCAAAAGCAAGGAUGUGGUCAAAGGGCAAAUAAGUCCAUGGAAGAACAAUGUGGACAAGGCGAAUGA
Messenger RNA from Lactuca virosa, 1005 nucleotides. Lineage: Eukaryota; Viridiplantae; Streptophyta; Magnoliopsida; Asterales; Asteraceae. The record is from the annotation of a GenBank genome assembly.